AUGGACAGUCGUGUACCUUUACCACCUGCAAAAGCAGAAAUAACCGAAACAUCAGGUGAUGAACGCCGUAACAUCUUCGGCAGAUGGUCCAUCGAUGAGAAAUUAGAAAGAGCUUUUAAUUUGGGAUCCUGGGUUGUAACAAUCCAAAGCCAUGUAAUAACUGCUUUGCCAACAAGUUUUCUCAAUAUAACACCACUUGAUUUACAACAAUCAAGUCAAUAUCAACCAACGACAAUAAUACAAGAAUUAGUUUAUCAAUUAAUGAUUGAACAACGGUCAAAAACGGUUUCAUAUAGUAGCUAUUACGAUGAAUGUCAACCAAAACAAUGUCGGUAUCGUUAUGUUAGAUCAGUUGACGUGGUAUAUGCUAUAUCAACAUUGAUUGCAUUGAUUGAUGAUCUUACAAAAAUUUUAAGAAUUUUAGUACCAAAUCUAGUUAAAUUAAUAAGCAGAAAGAAGUCAAAACUGUCAUCACCAUCAUCCCCAAACAAUAAUGAUAAAUGUGUAACACAAGCAAAAUUAUACGAUUAUUUAAUUGAAGGAUAUUUUAUAAGUAUUCCAUCUUUCUAUUUUGGAUGUUACAUAUUAGAAGCUGUAUUACAGUCAACUUUGGAGUGCUUUUAUUCUCAACAAUGUUUUACAAAAUUAAACGGUCUUUUAAAUCCAGAUGAAUUCAACAUCACGAGUCAAUAUGAACCAACAACAAAAAUUCAAACUAGUUUAGAUCAGUUAAUGACUGAAAAAUGGAGUCUAACUGUUUCAUUUGAUCAAUAUUUUAAAAAAUGUCAACAAUAG
This is a messenger RNA of Didymodactylos carnosus, 795 nucleotides long. The record is from the annotation of a GenBank genome assembly. Lineage: Eukaryota; Metazoa; Rotifera; Eurotatoria; Philodinida; Philodinidae.